AUGGCUGCGAAUUUUGACUCGAAAUUGAAUAUCUCUCAAGGACAAGGAUUUGUAAAAUCCGGAGUUCAAAGGACAUUUAGCCAUCCAUCCAUUGUAUUUUCUCAUGUGAUAUUCCGUUCAGCCGCUAUUUUCUUCUAUGUUUUUGCGUAUUUCUUCACAGAUUCUUUUAUUAUACAUUUUUUAGUUGUUCUCACUUUGUUAUCUAUUGAUUUUUGGACCGUGAAAAAUAUAACUGGACGUCUUCUUGUCGGUCUUCGUUGGUGGAAUUUCGUUGAUGUUGAAGGUAACAAUCAUUGGAGAUACGAAUCAGCAAAGGAUAUGUCCCGCUUUGAUGCUUUGGAACGACGAAUUUUUUGGGGUGCUCUAGUCGCAGCACCAGCUAUGUGGACGAUAUUAGUAUGCAUUGCUUUUGUAACCCUAAAAUGGGAAUGGAUGGUGAUAGCUAUAAUGGGUCUAUUAAUGAAUGGAGCAAAUUUAUAUGGUUAUUUGCGGUGCAGAUGGGGAACUGCCGAUGAAUUCACCAAUUAUAUAUCCAAAAUGGCAUUCCUUUCAGUCUUAUCAAAAUCAAAUGAAUCCCAAUCAAAUCGUCAGUCAUCACAAAUUGUUUAA
Brugia malayi is the source of this 609-nucleotide messenger RNA. RefSeq names its product FAM18-like protein CG5021, putative. The record is from RefSeq and is a predicted model, not a curated record. Gene Ontology annotation, cellular component: Golgi membrane. Bases 1 to 609 code for a protein of 202 amino acids. The transcript is spliced from 5 exons. Gene Ontology annotation, biological process: protein secretion; vesicle-mediated transport. Lineage: Eukaryota; Metazoa; Nematoda; Chromadorea; Rhabditida; Onchocercidae.